This is a messenger RNA of Lynx canadensis (Canada lynx), 3922 nucleotides long. RefSeq names its product cholinergic receptor muscarinic 1 (gene CHRM1). The transcript has 3 exons. Gene Ontology annotation, molecular function: G protein-coupled serotonin receptor activity; G protein-coupled acetylcholine receptor activity. Gene Ontology annotation, cellular component: plasma membrane; dendrite; synapse. The record is from RefSeq and is a predicted model, not a curated record. Gene Ontology annotation, biological process: saliva secretion; chemical synaptic transmission; G protein-coupled receptor signaling pathway, coupled to cyclic nucleotide second messenger. Bases 773 to 2155 code for a protein of 460 amino acids. Lineage: Eukaryota; Metazoa; Chordata; Mammalia; Carnivora; Felidae.
UGCAGGGGGCAGGGCGAGUGUGUGAGGGAAGCAGGCAUGUGAAUGCCGGGGAGUGUGUGUCGGGGCAGGGUGCGCACAGGUUGGGGGCUCGAGUGAUGGGUGGGGGAAGGAGCCCCGGGAAACAGUGUGCCUUUGUGAGGGUGUGUGUGUGUGUGUGUGCCGCUGAGUCUGUGUGCAGUGGGUGUGGGUGUUUGUCUCCCUGUAUCCGCCUUCUCUCCCGUUCUGGACUUUUAGCCUUCCUGGGCUCCUUUUUCCCGUGUCCUACGCCCUCCCUCUCGGGGCUCGAAUGAGGUGCCCUAGUGGAGGAGGGGGGCACCCUCCAGGAGCCUAGUCCAACCCCAGACGCUGCCUGAGGCUUCCCUCCAGCUCCCCCUCCCUUCCUUUUCUCCCUUUCCUCCCUCCCUCUCUUUCCUCUCCUCCCUCCCCCCCCCCCGGCUGGCGUGCCAGGGGGUGGGACAUGCCAAUCACUGGCUGUGCCUCUCCGGCUGCCAGCACAGGGCGCAGCUCCCCCCGGGAGCCAGGUGUUUGGGUCCCUGGAGACGCCGCCGGCCCCCGGGGAGGCAGUGGGGCUGAGGACCCUACAGACCCCUCUCCAGUCCCAUGGGAACCCUGAAUCCCACCACCCCCAUCCACCUUCAGCCCCCCCAAGAUGGACUGAACCAGGUUGCUGGCCACACGGACAAGCUGGAUGCCAAGGUGAUGACCUCCCCCUGAGGAAGCCCUGUAGUGUGACUAGAGAAAGGGGCUGCCCGCCCAGCCCCACCCGGCCACCAUGAAUACCUCGGCCCCACCCGCCGUCAGCCCCAACAUCACGGUUCUGGCACCGGGAAAGGGUCCCUGGCAAGUGGCCUUCAUUGGGAUCACCACAGGCCUCCUGUCACUGGCCACAGUGACGGGCAACCUGCUGGUCCUCAUCUCCUUCAAGGUCAACACUGAGCUCAAGACAGUCAACAACUACUUCCUGCUCAGCCUGGCCUGUGCCGACCUCAUCAUCGGUACCUUCUCCAUGAACCUCUAUACCACGUACCUGCUCAUGGGCCACUGGGCUCUGGGCACACUGGCCUGCGACCUCUGGCUGGCCCUGGACUAUGUGGCUAGCAAUGCCUCCGUCAUGAACCUGCUGCUCAUCAGUUUCGACCGCUACUUCUCCGUGACCCGGCCCCUGAGCUAUCGAGCCAAGCGCACGCCCCGCCGGGCGGCCCUGAUGAUCGGCCUGGCCUGGCUGGUUUCCUUCAUCCUCUGGGCCCCAGCCAUCCUCUUCUGGCAGUACCUGGUAGGGGAGCGGACGGUGCUGGCCGGGCAGUGCUACAUCCAGUUCCUCUCCCAGCCCAUCAUCACCUUUGGCACAGCCAUGGCCGCCUUCUACCUCCCCGUCACGGUCAUGUGCACGCUCUACUGGCGCAUCUACCGGGAGACGGAGAACCGGGCCCGGGAGCUGGCGGCCCUGCAGGGCUCUGAGACGCCCGGUAAGGGGGGCGGCAGCAGCAGCAGCUCAGAGCGGUCCCAGCGGGGGACUGAGGGCUCGCCAGAGACCCCUCCGGGGCGCUGCUGUCGCUGUUGCCGGGCCCCCAGGCUGCUGCAGGCCUACAGCUGGAAGGAAGAAGAGGAAGAGGACGAAGGCUCCAUGGAGUCCCUCACGUCCUCGGAGGGUGAGGAGCCUGGCUCCGAGGUGGUGAUCAAGAUGCCCAUGGUGGACCCCGAGGCGCAGGCCCCCGCCAAGCAGCCCCCCCGGAGCUCCCCCAAUACGGUCAAGAGGCCCACCCGGAAGGGGCGUGAGCGAGCAGGCAAGGGCCAGAAGCCCCGCGGGAAGGAGCAGCUGGCCAAGAGGAAGACCUUCUCGUUGGUCAAGGAGAAGAAGGCGGCUCGGACCCUGAGUGCCAUUCUGCUGGCCUUCAUCCUCACCUGGACACCAUACAACAUCAUGGUGCUGGUAUCCACCUUCUGCAAGAACUGCGUUCCCGAGACGCUGUGGGAGCUGGGCUACUGGCUGUGCUAUGUCAACAGCACCAUCAACCCCAUGUGCUACGCACUCUGCAACAAAGCCUUCCGGGACACCUUCCGCCUGCUGCUGCUCUGCCGCUGGGACAAGCGUCGCUGGCGCAAGAUCCCCAAGCGCCCCGGUUCCGUGCACCGCACCCCCUCCCGCCAGUGCUGAUGGCCCCUCACCUGCACCCCGCCACCCCAGUCCCCGGGAGAGCCGGGUGGAAAGCGGGCAGGGGCUGCGACCUCAGACCCAGGGCCCUGCUCAGCCCUCGCCGGGCUUCGCAGGCCCCUAGGUCACCUUCCUGAACAGCCCAGAGAGACCCUGCCAACUUUCCAAACUUAGCUCUUUCCAGCCAGGGAAUGAACCCGGGGAACUGGUUUUUCUGUUCCCUGCUGGGUGGGAAUAGGCUCUUCACCAGGAAGAAGGCUGGGGGAGGAGGCUCCAGGCUUUGGAUCCCUUGUUUGCCUUCAGGCAGGAAGUCUGUUAGGGAGCCAGUGGGGCGGGUCAGGAGAAAGAAGGUUUACAUUUCAGUCAUCUCUGGCCCCGGGGGGGCUGGCCCAGAUUGUGGGAGACGGCACCCCCUGGGGCGAUGGCAAGCUUGCCUCUCUCUCGGGGAGCAGGGAUCCCCCUCCCCUCCCCAGGCACAGCCCACUCUGCCGGGGCCCUAGGCACACUCUCCGGGAUUGUCCAGCCUCCCUGAAAAUGUCCCCAGAGUGUCCCUAUGUGGGUCACCCCAAGGCAAAUGUCUAAGCAUCAGCAGGACAAUGACACCAGAAGAGACCAGAUGGGCUAGUCACACACCAAGUCCCAAGGCAGCCGCAGGACCAGGCAUCGGGAGUCCUGAUCGUCCCACUGUGUAGUUUCCCUGGGAGUGAGGGGCAGGGGUCCCUGCUGUCCAGCCCCACACCUAUGCCCUCAGUCCCUCCCUCCCUGCCUCACAGCCACCACCUGGAUGGAUCUGCUCCGAGCAGCUCUAGCCAGGCCUCCCGCAUGCUGCCUGCCUCCGGCCUGCCCCGCACAGGCCUGGCCCGGCCCACGGGUCCUCUCCUGUGAGCUCCCAGUCCAACCAUGCAUGGCCUCCCAGCCGCCCUUAUCUCCAGGCCCAGCCUGACCCCAAAUGUUCUUUCCUUCCAUCCUCAGCAAGUGCUGAGUCUGUGAAUAAAGCCACGUGACUAGUGGGCGCAAUGGGGCCUACUUCCCUGUGUGGAUCCAGGGCCUGGUCUUAGACCAGGGCAGAAUGGGACAGGGAGGGCCCAAGGAUCAUGGAGUGUGGGCCACUGUCCUGAGGGUGGUCCCAGGAGGGGGCAGCACUGAGUGGCUGGAUCUACUGAAACCUGUGGGCCCCAGCACCCUGGGGUCCCCGGCUCAGGUGAGUAGGGCUGUAAUGGGCAGGCCUGGAUACCGGAAGUAGGGAGGCCAGGUGAAAUAAACUGCCCUUGCCCAUAGCCCAGCAUAUUUUUUAUCAGCUUUGCCAUAUGUGGCUGCUCCGGGGGCCCUGUUACACCCAGGGAGAGCGGAACUGCUCCAAAGCCCCAUUUAUAGAUGGGGAGACCAAGGCCCAGUGACCCAGGAGGACUAUUCAGGGUUACCCUACCAAGCAACACUCAGGCUUCCAGGCAAUUCACAGCCUCCUGACCCCUGGACUAUGGAGAUGGGGCGCCAGGCCAAAGCACUCCAUAAAGGUGACCCUCAGGCCAGGUUCUAAGGCAUUUCAUUGAUUAGGGGAGCCCUCAAGCCUAAAACAAAGGAAGCGCAGAGAGGUUAGUCCCACAGCAUAGAGUAGUGGUUCUCAAAGUCUGGUUACCACCGGGGGUCCUCAAGACCACCCUUAGGUUCAAGGAUUCACUAGAAAGAUACCCAGAACUCAGCAAAGCUGUUACACUCAUGGUUAUAAUUUAUUAUAGUAAAAAGGAUAUAAAUUAGGGGCGCCUCGCUGGC